Messenger RNA from Fulmarus glacialis (Northern fulmar), 2172 nucleotides. Its product is annotated as pleckstrin homology domain-containing family H member 1-like. The transcript has 12 exons. The record is from RefSeq and is a predicted model, not a curated record. NCBI's taxonomy places the organism in Eukaryota, Metazoa, Chordata, Aves, Procellariiformes, Procellariidae. The annotation marks the transcript as partial.
AUGGCAGAACUCACAGUGGAGAAUGGCAGCUGUAUGGACUGGCAAAAGCGAUGCCUUGCAUUGGAGUCCCAGCUCUUCAAAUUCCGCUUACAGGCAAGCAAGAUCCGAGAGCUGUUAGCUGAGAAGAUGCAGGAAUUGGAACAGAGAGUGAUAGAAGCAGAGCAAAGAGCUGAGGAUGCAGAGAAACAGGUCAAAGUUAUGGAAGAGAAGAUAAAACUAGCCAACGUGAAGACCGGUGAAUCAGACAGCGUUCUGCACAGGAAAUACCAAGAGCUGAUGGGCACAGUGCAAGGAAAGGAGGAUCUGAUCAACAGAUUGGAGACACAGCUAGCAAAACAGAAACAGUUGAGAACUGAGGAAGCCAAAAUUGUUCAAGAGAAAGCUGCCAGGAUCAAAGAGUGGGUAACAUUUAAGCUGAGAGAGCUUGAGCUAGAAAAUUACCACCUGAAAAACUGUAAUCAGAGGCUGACGGAGCAAAUUGAAGCCCUUCAGGAUACAUUGCAAGAUAUGACCAGCAUUCCUCCCUUUGAAUCUCUUUGGAGCUGUAAUUCUCUGAAGCCCAGAGCAUCACAGGCCUCUCUUGCUGAGAAGAUAGACCAGAAAUCUGUGCUCCUUGCACCUGGUUUCAGACAGGUGUGUCAGACAGGACCUACCAAACAUGUCCUCUCUACAGCAAACAUAGUCCUUGCCAAUGACACCUUUACUGAGGAUGGAGAGGAUAAAUCUCUGCUUUCCCAGAGCACGCUGAAGCUCAUGUCUGGCCCAUCAAGCUGGAAUCUCUCCACAGAGAAAGAUGUAUUCCCAGCCGUAAGUUCUGAACACCGGUUGAGGUGCUCUGAUCCCGCAUCACUGGACCCUCCAGCUGAGGCCACAAGAAUCCUUGAGGCUCUGACUUUCCAGUCAUCUUUGGAAGGAAACAGUAGUGCUGUGAGCACCUUGCAACCAGUGGCUUUGGAUGGCACCCGCUUGUCUGAUGAUCUGAGUGCCAGAUUCCGCUCGCACCGGCUGGCCUCCUCUUCUUCAGCAGAAAUAAUGAGCAUGCUUGAGAGCCAUCUCCAAACUUCUGAGCCACCCCUGGUUGUGUCAACAUCAGCUGUUACAGCACAUUCCUUCUGUCCAGGGAGGGAAUGUGGCCUUGGCAGUAGUAUGACCUUUCCAAAAAUACGAACUCCCAGUACACCAAGAGACAGUAUCCAACUAGCCAAGAGACAUUACAGCCAACCACAGCCAGGGGCUAAUUCUUUCCAUCCUGUGAUGAGCUUAGAGGCUAGCAUCUUCCAGCCCAUAACAGACUCUCCAGUCUGCCAUGGGCAAGUGAAGGAGACAGACAUUGAUGAUGAUGGGGUACUGGAGAAGAUGGAAACAGAACGUGGCCCGGUGAGGGAAGAAGCUGGAGCAUGUGAGGAAAUCAACCACUUAUCUACAGGGCAAAGAGAAGCUGUGAGUUCUGAGGCUGGCGUACUUGACCCAGGAGGUAAACCUCCCACGCCACCGCUGCACAGAUUCCCAUCGUGGGAGAGUCGAAUCUAUGCUGUGGCCAAGUCUGGCAUGAGGUUGUCUGAAGUGGCCACCUUGAAUGAUACUUCCAGCUGCUUUUCCAAUUUCUCGCGUUCAACUUCUGGGCCAUUUACCUGUCUCAUCUACAGAAACGUCACAGUGCCAGUCUACACUACGCUGAAGGGGAAAGCCACACAGAUCAGCAAUGUGCCUUUCUUAGAUGAGUCUUCAGGCUCUGAUGAUGACUGUGGCUCCCAUGCCAGCUUCAGAACUUCUACUGCUGGAUCCGAGAACAGGAAAGCUAGCAUACCAGGCAGCCCUCGUGCAGUGAAGAGAGGUGUAUCUAUGUCCUCACUGAGCUCUGAGAGUGACUAUGCCAUCCCUCCUGAUGCCUACUCCUUGGAUGGUGACUAUUCAGAGCCAGAACAUAAGCUACAGCGAACAUCUUCCUAUUCCACUGAUGGUGGAAUCUGUACUGAACCCAUGGAGAAAUCAGGUUACUUGCUGAAAAUGGGCAGCCAGGUGAAGAUGUGGAAGAGACGAUGGUUUGUUCUAAGAAACAGACAAAUCAUGUACUACAAGUCUCCGAGUGAUGUUAUCCGCAAACCACAAGGGCAGAUGGAGCUGAAUUCCUCAUGCCAAAUUGUCAGAGGUGAAGGGUCCCAAACAUUCCAA